This is a messenger RNA of Dreissena polymorpha, 8591 nucleotides long. Its product is annotated as gephyrin-like. Gene Ontology annotation, cellular component: cytosol; dendrite; postsynaptic membrane. The record is from RefSeq and is a predicted model, not a curated record. The transcript is spliced from 9 exons. Lineage: Eukaryota; Metazoa; Mollusca; Bivalvia; Myida; Dreissenidae. Bases 267 to 4385 code for a protein of 1372 amino acids. Gene Ontology annotation, biological process: Mo-molybdopterin cofactor biosynthetic process; glycine receptor clustering; establishment of synaptic specificity at neuromuscular junction. Gene Ontology annotation, molecular function: molybdopterin molybdotransferase activity.
GCCUUGUGAAAUCCGGCGCUGAAAUCCUACAAAUUACAAUGAUUGAAACAUCAACAUUAGUUUAAGCGUUUUUUUUAUCAUAAAAACGAACAGGUCAGGUAUUUAAUUGAGUGCGUCGAUAUGUAUACCAUUGCACCUGAACUUUGUACGAGCAUUUUUUUUUAUGACCAUGCUUUGAGUGUAACACAAAAAUUGUCGGAUGUGUAAAAAUCGUAUGGUAUUUAAUACAUUCGCACCUGUCAAAACAAGCAAUUGUGAAUUUCGAAAUGGCGUCCGGACAGAGCUCGGUGAAGUUAAAAGUUGGCAUUUUAACAGUUAGUGACAGUUGCCAUUCCGGCUCUGCUGCGGACGCCAGUGGGCCCAACCUGAAAAACCUUACCACCUCAUUAUUAAUGAAUGGCAUAGUUGCAGCCCAAGCCAUUGUACCUGAUGAUGUUGAGGAAAUAAAGUACAAGUUGGUAGAAUGGAGUGACAGGGACCAUUUGAACAUCAUCUUUACCACAGGCGGAACUGGCUUUGCACUAAGAGACAACACACCUGAGGCCACGAAGGCUGUUAUCGAGAGAGAUGCUCCAGGGCUCACCUUGGCCAUGUUGAAGUCCUCUCUGGAUGUCACCCCUAUGGCCAUGUUGUCGAGACCUGUUUGUGGUAUAAGAGGAAAGACCAUAAUUAUUAAUCUGCCGGGAAGCAUGAAAGGCUCUGAGGAAUGUUUUCGGUUUGUGCUUCCUGCACUGCCUCAUGCUGUGAACCUGUUGUUAGGCAACCAGAGGCAGGUGGAGCAGACUCACCGGGUCAUUCAAUCGGAGCCAACUGCUUUAAGACCAUCCACCAUUCAGAGGGCUGAUAUUACUUGUCAACACUCUUCAAAAAGUCAAUCCAAACAAUCUGCAUCCCAAUGCAUGUCAGUGUCACAGACCAUCCAAAAUGACUCCACUUUGCCAUCACAUUCAAACUCCUCUAAACCUAGGGAUGCUGUUCAUGUGAAGACCAAAGAACUGCUAAAGCGCAAAAUGGAAGCUAAUAGGAAGGAAGAUUCGAGUGAUGUAAAAAAGCCUAGAACUGGUGAUGAGGAGAAACUUUUUGCAAUUCCUAUCUGGGGUACAGUUGGCCCCCACAAUGUUCGUCUUGUUGCAAAUCUUUCACAACAAGCUCAAGAAAACAUUCCGUCCAUGACAAGUAUUGCUCAAAGCAUCCGUCCAACUAUUCAGUCAAUCAAUAUAAGUAGUUAUGAAUCCUUUGACAAACAUUCCCAAGACAAUGAUUGCCACACACAGAAUGAAACCCACAGUCACAGUACAGUGGUUCAUGAUGUCAAUGUAUCAAAUAUGAAAACAAAAGUGCAUGAGAGCCGUGACCAAUGCAAACGUUCUUCAGCACAGUGUUCUCAUUUGGCAAGUAAAGAUGACAGUUAUAAUCCUAAAACUCCACAAUCACCAUCGAAUGAAACAGAGUACAACUACAUGUUCUCACCGUUAGACUUGUUCCACAGAGAUGAAAAGUUCGAUGAUAAAGAUAGUAAGGAUGCUGACCAUGGAAACAGGAACAAGGAUGAACACUCUGAUUAUAUUGAUAAGCAGAUUAAAUCAGUGAUUGAGAUUACAGAUGACAGCAGUGAUGAUGACUGUGUAAAGUCACCGAAAAAGUCAGUAGAGACUGCCAGCCCCAGUGGAAGACAUGUGACAUGUGAUGAGGAUAACACUGGCAUGGAAAGAUCGACCAUCGAAAACAUCGGCUCCGUCUGCAGCGUGCUGAGCUCUCAUUAUGAAGACAUCUCCGAUGAUGAUAAUGAUGACAAUCCAGAUUCAUCACAUUGUCAGACGAACAUAGAGAACAACAAGAAUAUCGCUAACAAAGCUGUUAUGAGUCCCUGGUAUGUCAAGAAAGGAUCACUGGCAGAGAACUCUGACAAAUGCGCUCAGUCUUCAAAUUCACUGAUUCCCACAGUGGUCAGUUAUGUUGGGAAUUAUAAAGUCAUUGCACCAAGUAACAGCUUCAGAAUACCUUUGGGAAAGGCUAAAAAGUCUCUCAGACAGAUUAAGGAUGGUAUGGUGUGCUUUGCUCAGGUUGGAGUGAAGGCCAAGAAAUGGAUGCUGGAACAUCCUCUGAUUCAGGGAACGUACUUCAACAAGGGAAAAAGGGACACCAAGAAAAAGCUGGUGACAAUGAGACGGCAGGCAACUGCUGUUGAUACUGGCAGCUAUAUACGUGGAGGGAUUAAAAACGUACGCAACCGUGUCGAUGAUUACUUUGAGUUGACAUCUGAGGGUCUUGAAAAGAAGCACAAGUUUGAGGAGCGUAACGGGAGGGAUGAGUAUGUUGUGAACUGGUACAUGUGGUGUCCGGGCCAUGGGAACUGCAGGCGGCAAUGUGGCGGAUAUGGAGAGUGCACACCAGAAUGCCCAGGUCCACGUCAUAAACAGGACCGACAUAACUGCUCGUUCAUGCUGUGUUGGAAGCUGUACCUCAGCGAUAUCAACCAGUGGCGAAUUCAGCUCUCUGGCAACCAUGUUCCAGUGGAUUCUGGAAUCGAAUGGAGACCGCCAACCGGGGAUCCAGAACGCUUAGAUGAAGACACAAGGGAUAUCAUUCUGCUUGCUGCAAAAUCGCGGGCGGCAGACAUAUAUCAAGUUAUAUCGCGGAGAUACAGGGACUCUGCGGCUCGUAUCAUACCAUCAUCUGUGCGCAUCAAGAGGUUCUUGAUGAAUAAGCAAAAAAGAGGCCAUCACGUAAAUAUUCCUUCUCUCAGUGAGACUAACGGUAAUACAAGUAAUAAAGAAAGUGAGCAAUCACGUGAGAAUCUAUCCAAAGGAGGGCAUUUUGUUAAUGAAGAAUCUAAUGACAGACCAAGCAUUGAAGCACCUCCAGUGCUGAGCUUGGAAACGCAAAAUGAAUCGUGCAAUAACCCACCAAGCGUUGCUAGUGACGACCACUUCAGUACGUACAGUGAUCCGCCUAGCGUUCCAUACAGCGACUACACGGAUCCACCCAGUGUGAGUUACACUGAGCCUCCCAGUGUCUGCUUUACAGAGCCUCCUAGUGUUGGUUACAGCAUAUACAGCGUCGAUAGCAACGAGCCCCUCAGUGUUGGUUCAUAUGAAUAUGAUUCUCCCAGCGUGGAGAGCAGCUAUCAGCAUGACGAUGGAGAUUAUGAUCAGCUGGAUAAUGAAGACCAAGACUCGGGGAUAUCUCAGAGUUACCAGCUGUCACAGCUCUCACAGUCAUCAUCGCACCACAUUGACAACCAGAAUAUGGUUUCUAAUAUUGACACCCGCAAUCUGGUGCAAUUAGGAUUGCCGCAUGUCAACACCAUGGAUAGGCUUGUUGAUUCUUACAGGAUUUCUUUUACUUCAUCCGAUGAUAACAACCUUGAUAUGUUAACAUCCAGUAAUUCCUUCAAUCAGCCAACGUCAUCUUGUAUGUCACAUAUGGAUCCUGUCACCAGUGCAUUCACCACGCCAUCAACCACCAUAUCAUCCAAUUUGCCUACACUUGGCAAUAAAUACGCUGAUUCUUUGCAGUCACAAAAUGCAUCCAAUGUUGAUCCUCUCAGUUUAUCUUUCAAUGAACCAUCUAGUGUAAUGAUCUCAGACGCCUUGAGCGUUAUUGACCAUGAUCUUCAAGAUCAUUUCAUAGACAGCAUCGACGCUGAUCUUAAGGUUACACAACAUUCCGACAGCAGUUCUCAUUUUAACUCUCAUUCUGUGGAUACAGCCAGCAGCCAUGCAAAACAUUUACCGUCUCAAAGACUGGUUAAUGCAGUAAUGAAUAGUGCCACUGUCAACAGCAGUAGGAAAACUAUAAGUCAGGCUUUACCAGGGCCCUUGAGUUCACUCAGACCAGCAUAUAGUCAAGCAAAUAUCAGUAAUACAAGUGAAGUCUCGUCAAAUAAUUAUAGCUCAUUUCAGGGAACUAGUUUCCAGUCAAUAAAUUCAGGCAGAGACAUUAGUCUGCAAUUUACUGCUGUCCCUAUUCAAGCAAGAACAUUCCAAUCUGUGAUGAGGGAUACUAAUAUAAUCAAGAACAUCGACUUGGGUAACAGCAAUUUAGCUGCAACAUCUACCUUUGCACAACCAACAUGCCUCAGUCAGGGUGUUCCUGUAAAUCGUCAGCAGAAUCAACACAUUUCUUUAAAUCAUGCCGACUUCAAUUUACCUUCUAAGAUGGCGGAUAUGACAGACCCGAUUCGCGCCUCGAGCCUCAUGCCGGUUUCCGUCUCCCAUGGGGCACCAUCAAUUGAUGCAACUGGGUCCCAAUUGCAGAUGAUGGACACUCCUAAUCCAGGAGUAAAAGGGGUACCGGCCAUGGGAUUAGAUGAAGAUGGGCAACCAUGCUACGGUUACUUUGUGUGCACAAAAAAAACUAAGUCUAAUAAUAUUAGGAAGUAAUGUCAACAAUGUCAUCUUUCCAAAAGAAAUACUGCUGACAUCAUUGUUAAUUACAAUUGCAUAUUGAUGGAAGUUUUUGAUAAAAAGGAUUUUAUGACCGUUCAUUUAAAAUAUUUCCCCCCUUAUGUAUUAUAAUUUGAUAUACUUAACUCAAUCUGUAAUAAUGUAUUUUAUAAUACUCAAAAACUUUCAAUAAAAUGUAUUUUUAGAUGAGGAAAGUUCAUAAGUUGUUUAAUGGUGGUAACUAAUAGAUAUAUUAGAUUUAUUGUGAGAAAGAAGGAUGAUGCUCUGUACAGUUCUAUUUGGCAAUAAUCUUAAGUUUUGAAAGAUAUUAUUGUUUAAAAUUUAAAACUGUUAUAGUAAGGUGUUUUAUUGCAGAGGUCUCUUUGGUUGACCAGUAUGGUCUGUAAGUUUCCAAGAAUUAUUUUGUUGCCUUACAAAUACAUAUGGCUGUUUUCAGAUUGUUGUUGAGGUAUUUAUGACCUUACAUUUUAUUUAUUUAAUGGAUUAAAAAAAUCUUGUAUAAUCUUAAGUUUUUAAUUUCAAACUUAAGGGUCUGAGAAACAGUCACUCAACUCAAAACUUAGUUUUUUUUUAGAUCUUGCAAGUGUUAUUGAUAUUAUGCUGUUUUGCAUGGUCAUGUUCAUGUUCUUUCCCCUGCAAUAUCAAUUUUGUGUUUGACAUUUAGAUAUAGCUUUGUUUUUAUAUAUUAAACAAUCAACUGAUUUGUGCAAUAUUAUCACUGAUUGAAUCAAAUCAAUAUUUUUAGUUAGACGUUAACUCGCAUCUUUACUUUUUUUAAUGCCUAUGUUUUCUUUCUGGUAUAUAACAAACAUUUAUCUCAUACACAAAAUAGAUUCUUUGCUUCUGAAGGUGAUUUUGUAUAUUUUUUUAUUCAUAGGAUUAUAAUUCAUUUAUUGAAAUCAGAAUUUAAAGCUGAGGUUUUGCUUCUGGUGUCAGGCUGUUUGAUGUGAGGAUUCAGUGCAUGUAUGCUAAUCAAAAUGCCUUAACAUUUAGCUUCUUACUUGUGUAUCUCAUCCUUUUUCACAUCUCAUCAUUGAAUUAUUCACACAGUUGAUAAUGAUUGUCCAUUUUGUAGUUGUUCCUUUAUGAUAUAAACUGUAUUACAUGUGUCUUUUUAAAGUUGUUGUGCCAUUUAUGUUGUUGUUUUUAUAGAAGACUUUUUAGUAUUUUUUAUCUCAUAUUGAUAUGUGUAUUUAAAAAAGGUACAAUAUUAUUGGCAUGAAAAAACAUCAGGUUGGAAAGGUAUGUUUUCCAAUAGAUAUUUGUUUGAAGUUUAGUGCAAUAUUUCAUGGUGCAGAGGUGCUCGCCAGGUCGGUUUGAAGGCUUUUGCUGGAUGGACGAUACUGCCUUGAGCAUUCUAUGAUGCAGUAUUUUUGGUUCCCACAAAGUGGUGGUUUUUAUUUGUUUGUCGGUAUGUUUGUCAGUUUGUCUGUUUUUCAUCUGUCCCAAAAAUAUAUGGACUGCUUUUUAAAAGCUGGCCGAAACUGCUACUGCUGAACAAUUUUAAUAUAUAUAGGUAAUGAUAGACGAAUUAGUUUUGGCUGUGAUACAUUUUGGCAGAAUCUUUUUGUUUUGCCAUUUUGGCCUCACAAAAAAAUACAUGAUGAAAGAAAAUAAUAUGCUCACUUUAAUUUAUGCAAAUCCAUUUAUAUUACUUCAUGUUUAUACAAAACUGUUAAAAGUCUUGUAUUAAACAAGUUAUGAAAUAAAAUUCUUUGAAGCUUUUUGCAUAUUCAUUUUGAUCUCAUGUUAUCUGCUUUUCAGGCCUUAAUGUCUUUCUUGUUUUAUUGAAUGCCAUAUUUAUAUCAGAAUUAUUAGGUCAUAUGUGUACUAGCAUUAACACUUGAUGAUUAUUAGUCAUGGUGAUUUGAACCUUUUUUCUGGGAAAACUGGAUUUAAUGCAUGUAAGUCAAGUGUCUUAAAAGUAGUGUUAUCUGUAUAAAAACCAAUACACAUAAGAUUUCAUUUGCUUAAAUCUAUUUAUAUUAAUCUUAUUAAAUAUAUUAAAUGUUCUAUAAACUGACACAAGCAUACAAAGCAGAUAUGAUUUAACAAACAUAUUUAGAAGAAGCUUAUUGUGCUACAGUGUAUCUAUAAAUGCAAGUGUUUUCUCUUUAUUAAUCUGCAUGUCAUGUGUUGUAUAUAUUUACAUUAUUCACCAACAUGCUAGUUUGAUUGGAAGUAGUUUUAUGACCUGGGAGUUAUUUGAUGUGAUAUGUUUGAAAUGGUAUGUUUGUUACGUGAAUUGUGUUGGAUGAGUUUUGUGUAGUUGUUUUUAUGCCCCCGGAUCGAAAGAUCGGGGGUAUAUUGUGUUUGGCCUGUCUGUCAUUGUAUGUGUGUGUGUGUCCCAAACCUUUUACCAAAACUUUAACCUUCUUCAUAACUUUUGCAAUAUUGAACGUAGCAACUUGAUAUUUGGCAUGCAUGUGUAUAUUGUGUUUGGCCUGUCUCUCAUUGUAUGUGUAUGUGUGUCCCAAACCUUUAACCCAAACUUUAACCUUCUUCAUUACUUUUGCAAUAUUGAACGUAGCAACUUGAUAUUUGGCAUGCAUGUGUAACUCAUGGAGCUGAACAUUUUGAGUGGUGAAAGGUCAAGGUCAUCCUUCAAGGUCAAAGGUAAAAAAAACUAACAAAAAAAACUUUAACCACAACUUUAACCUUCUUCAUAACUUUUGCAAUAUUGAACGUAGCAACUUGAUAUUUGGCAUGCAUUUGUAUCUCAUGGAGCUGCACAUUUUGAGUGGUGAAAGGUCAAGGUCAUCCUUCAAGGUCAAAGGUCAAAAAAAUAAUUCAAAGUGGCGCAUAAGGGGCAUUGUGUUUUUGACAAACACAUCUCUUGUUGUAUUUGUUGGUCAUGUGGCAACGGAGAUAUGUUGUUAUUAGUUCCUUAUGUGAAUGUUAAAGCCUAUGUCAAGGCUGUUGUUAUAACAUUUUAAUUUUUUAAAGAAUGUAAUUGUAUUUUGAAUUAUCAGAAAAAAAGGAGAUCUUUUUCAAACACUUAAAGGCAACCUUUUUAAUAGUUUAAUAUUUUGCUAUGCACAUUUUCAACAGAUUUGCCUUUUUAAUGGUAAUUUUAUGGUAUGACAUGUUAGAAAAAUAAGAGAAAUAAUAUGGACCAAGGGGAUACGUGUGGCCUUAUGUAUUUGCAUGGUAGGGGAUGUAUAUCAGAUUUUAUGUUGCGGAGAUUUACAGUAUGUGGUAUGCAUGUGAGGUGAUUUGAUAUUCAGAUAUCAUUUCUAUUGUGUAAGCAUGUUUUGUAGUAAAUUAAGCCUUCAAAGUAAUAUAUUGAUGUUGAUUUCGUUAAACAUGUUUUAUGCCCUGUUGGGGUCCAUUUCAAUCACUCCAUAUACUCAAGAAAAGGCUCACUCUGAUAUAUUAUAUUUUGUUGAAUUUAAUGUUUACACAUACGUAUAUACACUUUUAAACUGCUGAAAAUAUGUAUGAAUCUCAUAAUGUAUGCAUAAUAAUGUGUGUUGUUGUUUUUUACAAUAUGGAAUGUCAUGUCAAUACCAUCUGGGGUAUACAUUUAUUUGAAAACUCAAAGAACACUACAUUUUUGCUAAAUUUGUAGAAUUAUCCGUCCACAAAAGCUGUAAGACUUGUAUCUUUUUUUUAAAACACGUGUCCUCUCAAAGUGUUUUGGUAUUGAUUUUCAUUGCAACAAUAAUUUUAUUUGGGCAUACUUUUGUUAUGUUCGUGUUGAGGGCCUUAUUUUGAACAUGAAACUAUGCCUUAGCUUUGAUUUUGUUGCAUUUCACAUGGCAUUUAUUUCUAUCUAAUUGUUUUCAGUCUAAAAGUUUUACCCACACACUGCAAAUUCCACAUGUUAUUAUUUACUAAAUUGUUUAUCUAUAUUUGUAUUGGUGUUAUUAUAUUGUGCCAUAUAUUUUAUGAUGUUUUAUUAUAACAUGUGUUAACUAUAUUUUAUUUAAAAAAUGCGCGUCAUCAUAUUUUUGUUGAUAGACUGGUUCCAAAUUUUAUUAUCAGUGUGUUCCUAUGAGGUACGUUAUUGCGCCGAGGUGAUCUCCUGAUAUAACUUGCGGAACCAGUUCUGGAAAAUCUAUGAUACGCUGUUUAAAAAAAAGAAAAAAACUGAGACCAAAAAUAUUGUUCCCGAUUAAAUAUAUGUGUUAGUUGGUGUUUGUAAUAAAUAAACUGUUUUGAAUAAAACAAACUAGCAAA